Messenger RNA from Formica exsecta, 2405 nucleotides. It is a transcript of the gene mamo, whose product is annotated as protein bric-a-brac 1-like. Gene Ontology annotation, molecular function: protein binding. Gene Ontology annotation, cellular component: nucleus. NCBI's taxonomy places the organism in Eukaryota, Metazoa, Arthropoda, Insecta, Hymenoptera, Formicidae. Gene Ontology annotation, biological process: regulation of transcription by RNA polymerase II. The record is from RefSeq and is a predicted model, not a curated record. The transcript has 4 exons.
UCUCUCUCUCUCUCUCUCUCUCUCUCUCUCUCUCUCGCACACGAUAUACACACGUAUACGUAUACAAUCUGUCCGCGUCUCGCCCUCGUCUUUUUCUAUUUCAUUCUCCGUCUGCUUUCCGCGCAACGCGUAUACGCACACACCGCACGUAUGUACGUUCCAACAUUUAACGAUCGUUACGCGUUCAAUUGUUCACCGUCGCCGAGAAGAGACCACGCGCGACUUUCCGAACGAGAGCCGGGAGCCGCCUGUUUCGCGAUGAUAUUUUCCGCGGCGCGUUAUCGGUGAACAUGACAUUGAGGAUCGCCCGAGAGAGAGAGAAUUGCAACGUAACGCAUCGCAACGUUAGCCGCCGCUAUCGUAGAUACCGCGACAUCGCGAUGCGCCACGCCACGCCGCACCGCGCCGCGGCGUCGAUCAGCUGGCGUCGCUCUGUCUCUGUCUCUCUCUCUCUCUCUCUCUUUUCCGCUUUGCACGACGCCGACGACGGGCACGCUUGUCUGUGCUCAGCGUCGUAUGCGUAAAACCCAUUGCUAAUAGGAUGUGCAGACACGCGUUAGACGCUUAUUUGUCGCGUGGAUUGUGUAUAGGAUGUGUCUUGGAAAUUCGUCGAGAGAUCUGCAUCUAAGAGGCAAACUAAUCAGGGUUGCGGGGUGCAGUUCAGACAUGGGAAGUGAGCAUUACUGCCUGAGGUGGAACAAUCAUCAGAGCAACUUGCUGGGUGUGUUCAGUCAACUGCUGGAGUCGGAGUCGCUGGUGGACGUGACACUGGCGUGCACGGAGGGACCGUCGAUACGCGCACACAAGGUAGUCCUCUCCGCGUGCUCCAGCUACUUCCAGGCCCUGUUCCUCGACCAUCCGAACCGUCACCCCAUCGUCAUCCUAAAGGACGUACGUUUCGCCGAGCUACGUACCCUCGUCGACUUCAUGUACAAGGGCGAGGUAAACGUCGAGUACUGCCAGCUAUCGGCCCUCCUCAAGACAGCGGAGAGCCUCAAGGUUAAGGGUCUAGCGGACAUGACGAAUAUCAACGCAGCGGUAGCAUCUAGGGAAGAGCAACAGCAGCAGCAGCAGCAGCAAUCGCAACAACAACAACAGCAACAACAGCAACAACAACAACAACAACACACAAGUACAUCCGACACGUCGCGGGAGCAUCAUCGAGAACGAGAUCGAGAGAGCAUAAAAGAGACGAGCGGCAAGGACAGGGAGCGAGAAUCGAACGUCACCGCCGGAGUAUCGGCUGGUACCAAGGAAUGCGAGCAACAGCAACAAUCGAGCAACAUUGCUCAGAACACCCCAAGCGAGCCCGCGGAGGCGGUGGACAUGACGGAUUGUUCGCCGUCGCCCGCGGGACCCGGUAGCCCGUGUCCGGGACCGCUGGCCCUCGACCGGCCCAGGAGGGACUCGGAAGACGCGGCUAGCCUCGAGGAGACGAGGGCCGGCUCCCUCAGCCCGAUCUCGGUGCACAGCGGACCAUCCGACAUGAGUCUCAGCAACAACACCGGCGGCGGCACGCCCGGCAGCGUGCUGCCGUUGAAUCUGCCGCAGAGCCGGCUUCCGUCCCCGCACAGUACCGAACCCCUUGCCGGUCCGUCGGGUUUACCCCCGGUUCAAUUCUUGUAAACUUCCCUGAAAAAAGAGAUGGAUUGGGAAAGGUCGACCGAGGAGCGUAGCGCGAGCAGCGAGAUAUCCGCAGACUACAGACUCCCACCAGAUCCGGAGUUGAUGGGUGUGGAUGAGCGGGUGUUUGCGUGCAUGUACUGCGGUGCCUCGUUCCUCCACCAGAGCAAGCUGACGCGGCACAUCCUCUCGCACAGCCUCGAGUCGCUCAAGUACCGCGAGCAGGCGGCCCACCUGCAGCUGCAGGCACAGCUGGGCCUCGAGCCCGGCAUGCACCUGCCGCCUGAGGCCCACUAUCCCGCCGCGGGUACGAUCGAGCCGAUGGACUUUGAACUCGCGGCCCACUCGGACCCGACCUCCGGCGUCGUCCUCUGCAAGUUUUGCGGCAAGUCCUUCCCGGACGUCGGCUCGCUGAUCGCCCACCUACCGGCGCACACCGGCGAUCGGCCGUUCAAGUGCGAGUUCUGCGGCAAGGCGUUCAAGCUGCGCCAUCACAUGAAGGACCACUGUCGCGUGCACACCGGCGAGCGGCCGUUCCGGUGUACGCUUUGCGGCAAGACCUUUUCGAGGUCGACGAUACUCAAGGCCCACGAAAAGACACAUUACCCGAAAUAUGUGCGCAAGUUCCUGUCCCCGAGCCCCGUGGACCCUUCCGAGGAAGAGGCCCCGCCGCCGCCACCGCCGCAUCAUUGAGUUCGCCUUAGUCUCAGCAGCAAUGAUCUCCGUCACGCCGUUGUCGCCGACGACGACGACGACGACGACGACGACGACGACGACGACGA